GACGUAGUGAAUGUGAUGGCCGCCGCGAGGCCGGGAAGGUGAAGUAAGUCGGGACUGGUGGAGUCAGCACAAUCAACGUCAGAGACAGGACAGACAACAACUCAAAACCUUUUCAUCUUUUUGACUCCAGCCAUGUUCAUGAUGUCCACCCUGUGAAGAUCUCUCACCAUCCGAAAAACGCAAUGUCCCUGCUCUUCUCUCGAUGCAACUCCAUCGUCACAGUCAAGAAGGAUAAGAGACACAUGGCUGAGGUGAAUGCUUCCCCACUCAAGCAUUUCGUCACUGCCAAGAAGAAAAUCAAUGGCAUUUUUGAGCAGCUGGGCGCCUACAUCCAGGAAAGUGCCACCUUCCUUGAAGACACCUACAGGAAUGCGGAACUGGACCCGGUUACAACAGAGGAACAGGUUCUGGAUGUUAAAGGUUACCUGUCCAAAGUGAGGGGCAUCAGCGAGGUGCUGGCCCGGCGGCACAUGAAAGUGGCUUUCUUUGGCCGGACGAGCAAUGGGAAGAGCACCGUGAUCAAUGCCAUGCUCUGGGACAAAGUUCUGCCCUCUGGGAUCGGCCACACCACCAAUUGCUUCCUGCGGGUGGAGGGGACAGAUGGCCAUGAAGCCUUCCUCCUCACUGAGGGCUCAGAGGAGAAGAGAAGUGUCAAGACCGUGAACCAGCUGGCCCAUGCCCUGCAUCAGGACGAGCAGCUGCAUGCCGGCAGCCUGGUGAGUGUCAUGUGGCCCAACUCCAAGUGCCCCCUUCUGAAGGAUGACCUCGUGCUGAUGGACAGCCCUGGUAUUGAUGUCACCACAGAGCUGGACAGCUGGAUUGACAAGUUUUGCCUGGAUGCUGAUGUGUUUGUGCUGGUGGCCAACUCGGAGUCCACCCUGAUGCAGACGGAAAAGCAAUUCUUCCACAAAGUGAGCGAACGCCUCUCCCGCCCAAACAUCUUCAUCCUGAACAACCGUUGGGACGCAUCUGCCUCGGAACCCGAAUACAUGGAGGAGGUUCGGCGGCAGCACAUGGAGCGUUGCACCAGCUUCCUGGUGGACGAGCUGGGCGUGGUGGAUCGGGCCCAGGCUGGGGACCGCAUCUUCUUUGUAUCUGCCAAGGAGGUGCUCAACGCCAGGAUCCAGAAAGCCCAGGGCAUGCCUGAAGGAGGGGGUGCUCUUGCAGAAGGCUUUCAAGUGAGGAUGUUUGAGUUUCAGAAUUUCGAGAGGAGAUUUGAGGAGUGCAUCUCCCAGUCUGCAGUGAAGACCAAGUUUGAGCAGCACACGGUCCGGGCCAAGCAGAUCGCGGAGGCCGUCCGCCUCAUCAUGGACUCUCUGCACAUAGCAGCUCAGGAGCAGCGGGUUUACUGCCUGGAAAUGCGAGAAGAGCGGCAAGACCGACUGAGAUUUAUUGACAAGCAGCUGGAGCUUUUGGCUCAGGACUAUAAACUUCGAAUUAAGCAGAUUACAGAAGAGGUGGAAAGACAGGUGUCGACUGCAAUGGCAGAGGAGAUUCGGCGCCUCUCGGUGCUGGUGGACGAGUACCAGAUGGAUUUCCACCCUUCUCCAGUAGUCCUCAAGGUUUAUAAGAAUGAAUUGCAUCGCCAUAUAGAGGAAGGACUGGGCCGAAACAUGUCGGAUCGCUGCUCUACAGCCAUCACCAGCUCCCUGCAGACCAUGCAGCAGGACAUGAUAGACGGCUUGAAACCCCUCCUUCCUGUGUCUGUGCGGAGUCAGAUAGAUGUGCUGGUCCCUCGCCAAUGCUUCUCCCUCAGCUAUGACCUGAACUGUGACAAACUAUGUGCCGACUUCCAGGAGGACAUCGAGUUCCAUUUUUCACUUGGGUGGACCAUGCUGGUGAAUAGGUUCCUGGGCCCCAAGAACACCCGUCGGGCCUUGAUGGGCUACAAUGACCAGGUUCAGCGUCCUGUCCCUCUGACACCAGCCAACCCCAGCAUGCCCCCGCUGCCACAGGGCUCCCUCACUCAAGAGGAACUCAUGGUUUCCAUGGUUACCGGCUUGGCCUCCCUGACGUCCAGGACCUCCAUGGGCAUUCUCGUUGUUGGAGGAGUGGUAUGGAAGGCAGUAGGCUGGCGGCUCAUUGCCCUCUCCUUUGGGCUGUACGGCCUCCUCUAUGUCUACGAGCGUCUGACCUGGACCACUAAGGCGAAGGAGAGGGCCUUCAAGCGCCAGUUUGUCGAGUAUGCCAGCGAGAAGCUGCAGCUCAUCAUCAGCUACACCGGUUCCAACUGCAGCCACCAAGUCCAGCAGGAACUGUCUGGGACCUUUGCUCAUCUGUGUCAGCAAGUUGACGUUACCCGGGAGAACCUAGAGCAGGAAAUUGCGGCCAUGAACAAGAAAAUUGAGGUUCUUGAUUCACUUCAGAGCAAAGCAAAGCUGCUCAGGAAUAAAGCUGGUUGGUUGGAUAGCGAGCUCAACAUGUUCACGCACCAGUACCUGCAGCCCAGCAGAUAGUGGGCGCCCCAGUGGGGCCUGCGUGGAGAACGGGGUGCUGCUAAUGCCCAGCCGCGUGGGCUCCCCUGGGGGCAUGUGUGGCCUUGCCCUGGUGCCACCAUGAGAACGAAGCACCCACUGUCUCGUGCCGUUUUGAGCCCCUCCAUGCUAGUUAUCUCCCCUCCUUCGCCUGCCAGUGCUGGAAGAUCUGGCUCACACCCCUAAAGGAGACUUUCUAACACGCCCAUGGACAACAUGGUACCUCCCAAGGAGUCAUGUCAAGGCUUUUCUCCUGUCAGGUUGUCUUGAUUGAAAUUUCUGGAUCGCUUGCUAUGGUCUCAGCAGCUCAGCUUUGCAGGACGCCACAUGGAGGCCCUCAGGGUAUCAGGCAGACACCCCACCUUCCUCUGCCCGUGCACCCCACACACCUGGAAAGAGGCUGCCUUAGGGGUGACUGGAUUCUCUUCCCAGAAGUAUCAGAAAGUUCCGCUAAGACCAAGUCUGUCCCAGAAGGAUGGUGGCUUGAUACUAGUGGUCCUUCAGCCGCAGCACUUCCUCGAGUUCAUUGAGCCCCCGCAGACACAUCUGGGCGGUGAGGCUGCCUGUGCCCUGGGCUCAGACCCAGGCCAGCCCUGUGCUGGGAGGGUGGGAAGGUGGGUGGAGGCAGCUGGCGGAGCCUCAGGAGGGGCGUGUCAGGUGCAUGGUGCUGUUGGAGUGGGUGGCCGGCUCCAUGACAAGGAGGGACUUGCCCCUCCUUUGCUGUAGUUCUGGUCCUUGCCUGUGGUGACCUAUGUUAUUGUUAGUGGAAGUUGUUUUGGUGCAGGUGGUUAAAGGAUGUAGUAGAGGGAUGGAGGGUGAGGUGGGGACCCCAGUGGCAGGCUGAGGGGAAUGGGCCGCACCCAGGAUGGCUGGAGAACAGGCCCCGCAUUUGACCUCGCUGUGUGAGGAGCUCAUGGGCCCAAGCGCCCCCACUGCACUAAUUUGAUUCCACCACUCCUAUGCCCCUUAGGAGACACGGCUCCACCUCCAACCUUAGCCAUGCCCCAAGCUGCCCUUGGCCACCAAUCAACUGGACUUCAGUUUCCUGUGCCAGUGACUGCAGUUGGCCAAAGGGGCAGUGUGGGAAGCUAUGUGAUACCUGUUCUCCGAACCUCCCUGGUCCCCAGAGCCUUGACUGACACACUUGUCCUCAUGUUUACUUUGAGAAUUGUUUCCUGUUGUUAAUUUUUCGGAUUGUGACUAAGUGGGGGUAGGCUCCUGUCACCAAAAUGUUAACUAUGUGGGGAAGACGGUGUUUGGGACCUUGGCAGCACAGGUCAGAGAGCUCCUGGAAGUAAGCAGCAUCUCUCCCAGAAAGCAGCUCCUCAGGCAGGGGCCCCGCAGAGUGUGCAGCGCAGCUCGGAUCUAGCCAUUACCCAGCUCUGGGGAAGUGAGUUGGUGGCCCCUGGGCACUGGGGGGCACAGGUGACAUGUGCUCCGCAUACCUGCUUGUGCUUCAAACCCUCAGUCUACACUGUUGCGUGGGACAAAGUGAUGGACUCUGGCAAGGUUAACCUGCAGUUAGGAUGUUCUGAGUGUCUGCUGGGCCUGGAUGGAUGAGGCCACCUCACAGCCUGUCAGGGAAAAUCAAUGUCACACAAUUCAAAUGGGUUUUGUGCUCUUUUUUUUUGAAGAAAGAAAAAAAUAAAAAACAAAGAACUUAGAACAAGCAUAAGAAUUUUUUUUUCAAUGUUUCCCCUGGGGAAUGAAUGAAAUUUCGAGCUUCUUACCCAAUAAGUAAAAUUAAAUUUAUACCACAGAGGGAGAGACCCUUUCUAAAAGAAGUGUGGCAGAAAGCACUUUAUUUUAAUGCUGCUAACUUUGUUCUCUGUUUUUGUGUUCAUCUGCCAGACUGCAAGAUGUGCUUGACACAGUGAGUUUUCUCUGAUGUAUUUAAGGUGAUGUAUUUGCCUGAAGUACUCCUGUAUCAUUGCUGAUAAUAUUGGAAACAAAAUAAAACCUAGUUAGAAAA
Molecule: messenger RNA, 4446 nt
Organism: Otolemur garnettii (small-eared galago)
Lineage: Eukaryota; Metazoa; Chordata; Mammalia; Primates; Galagidae
Gene: MFN2
Product: mitofusin 2
Exons: 19
Coding region: 183-2456 (757 amino acids)
Biological process (GO): mitochondrial fusion; mitochondrion localization
Cellular component (GO): mitochondrial outer membrane
Molecular function (GO): GTPase activity; GTP binding
Source: RefSeq, a predicted model, not a curated record